This is a messenger RNA of Drechmeria coniospora, 612 nucleotides long. RefSeq lists its product as uncharacterized. The record is from RefSeq and is a predicted model, not a curated record. NCBI's taxonomy places the organism in Eukaryota, Fungi, Ascomycota, Sordariomycetes, Hypocreales, Ophiocordycipitaceae. The transcript has a single exon. Bases 1 to 612 code for a protein of 203 amino acids.
AUGACCAUGUCUCAGCCCCAACUGCCUCGCAUAGGCGAUUUGCACUCGUACUCGGAUCUCGCGCAAACCGCCGUCCUCGAUCUCCUCUUCGAGCCAAGCGCAGCGAUCCACUCGACGCUCCUCCAUGUGAUCCGAACGAACGAGUACGCGUCGUAUCCUGAGCUCAUCGACUCGUGCCACAUCCAGCUCCUCUCGCUCGCCGCCACCAACACGGCCGACGAGGCCAACCAGACGCUGCUGUCGGUGCUCGGAUCCCACCCCCGUCUAGGGGAGAAGAAGGUUGAUUCGGCCCAGUCGGCCGCCGAGCAAGCCAACCUCGGGGGCGAGGGUGAGGAGCUGGCGAAGCUGAACCGGGAGUACGAGGAAACGUUCCCGGGUCUUCGAUACGUCGUCUUCGUCAACGGCAGGGGCAGGCCCGAGAUCAUGGAGGACAUGAGAGCGCGCAUAGACCGCGGCGACUACACAAAGGAGGUCGACGCGGCGAUUCAGGUAAGAACCAAGGACCGGCCGCAGCCGGCAGCGGGUGGCUGGAUAGCAUCGACUGACAGCAGCAAGGCAAUGUGCGACAUCGCCAAGGACAGGGCUUCCAAGCUGCCCAUCGUGAUUCCGUGA